Malania oleifera is the source of this 1002-nucleotide messenger RNA. Its product is annotated as glutathione S-transferase F9-like. Gene Ontology annotation, molecular function: glutathione binding; glutathione transferase activity. Gene Ontology annotation, cellular component: cytoplasm. NCBI's taxonomy places the organism in Eukaryota, Viridiplantae, Streptophyta, Magnoliopsida, Santalales, Ximeniaceae. Bases 92 to 727 code for a protein of 211 amino acids. The transcript has 3 exons. The record is from RefSeq and is a predicted model, not a curated record.
AAAGAGAUGGGAAAGCCCAUCACCAGCACCGCUCAUUCCUCUGCUACCUACCUAGAGACUGUACGAAAAGAAGUUUUCACAGCAUCCAACAAUGGCAGUGAAGGUAUACGGCCCAGUCACUGCUGCCUCCAAGCGCGUCCUAGUCUGCCUCAUCGAGAAGGACAUCCCCUUCGAGACCGUCCCCGUCGAUGUCGUCAAUGGCGAGAACAAAUCUCCCGAAUUCCUCAAAUUACAGCCCUUCGGGGUUCUCCCUGUCAUUCAAGAUGGAGAUUACACUUUAUUUGAGUCUCGUGCAAUUAUGAGGUACUAUGCAGAGAAGUACAAGCACCAAGGAACUGAUUUAUUGGGGAAGACAAUAGAGGAAAGGGGACUUGUGGAGCAAUGGCUAGAGGUCGAAGCACACAACUUCCAUUCCCCAGCUUACACUCUAUCAAUCCACACCAUGUUCUACUCCAUAGCACACAUUCAGCCAGACCCUAAGGUGAUUGAAGAGUGUGAACAAAAGCUUACAAAGGUUUUGGACAUAUAUGAGGAGAGGCUGUCAAAGAGCAAGUACUUGGCUGGGGAUUUCUUCAGCCUGGCUGAUCUCUCCCACCUUCCCUUCGCCCAGUUCUUGGUGUAUGACAUGGGGAAGGAGUACAUGAUAAGGAAUAGGAAGCAUGUGAGUGCUUGGUGGGAUGAUAUCAGCAGCAGGCCAUCUUGGGAGAAGGUUCUACAACUUGGUUAAUGAGUCUUUGUUUGGGGAUGGUUUGGUUUUAAUUAAUUAAAUGAUGUAAAAUUAUUUUUAAAAUCUAAGAUUGCAAGUGAUAAGGGCUGCUGAGUGUGGUGUGCUGCUUUACUAUGUCCUCCUUGUGUCAAUGAUGUCCACUAGCUAGGUUAUGGGCUUUGUGGUUUUAUGCCAUGUAUCCUAAAUAUGCACUAAGGGCUCGUUCCCUUUAAGGGCUAGAUGGUACUUUAUAUGUACUUUCUAUUGUGUUUAAAAUAAUUUCGGGUUUGAUCUUA